Ficedula albicollis (Collared flycatcher) is the source of this 2434-nucleotide messenger RNA. It is a transcript of the gene LRRTM4, whose product is annotated as leucine rich repeat transmembrane neuronal 4. The coding region runs from base 180 to 1952 and encodes 590 amino acids. Lineage: Eukaryota; Metazoa; Chordata; Aves; Passeriformes; Muscicapidae. Gene Ontology annotation, molecular function: protein binding. The record is from RefSeq and is a predicted model, not a curated record. The transcript is spliced from 3 exons.
AUGGCGGCGGGGCGAGUGCCAGCCGGGCUGUGACAUGAAGAUGCUGCUGGUUUAGAGCGAAGGAACCGGUUUGGAGAAAGAGACAGAGAGAAAGGAGAAGGGAAAUCAAAAAUAAAAGGGGAGAGAGAGGAGAAAACAGCUGGAGGAAGGCGAAGGAGGACGUUAUUGAUGACAAAAGGAUGGGUUUCCAUGUGACCAGGCAGCGGGGAGGCUGCAGGGCGCUGCUGGGGCUGCUGCCCCUGGCGCUGCUGCUGGGGCUGGCGGGUGCCCAGCGUGCCUGCCCCAGGAGCUGCCGCUGCGACGGCAAGAUCGUGUACUGCGAGUCGCACGCCUUCCGCGACAUCCCCCACAACAUCUCCGGCGGCUCCCAGGGCUUGUCCCUGCGCUACAACAGCAUCCAGAGGCUCAAGCCCCACCAGUUCGCCGGCCUCAACCAGCUCAUAUGGCUCUACCUGGACCACAACUACAUCAGCUCCGUGGAUGAGGACGCCUUCCAGGGGAUCCGCCGGCUGAAGGAGCUGAUCCUGAGCUCCAACAAAAUCACCCACCUGCACAACAAGACCUUCCACCCCGUGCCCAACCUCCGCAACCUGGACCUGUCCUACAACAAGCUGCAGGUGCUGCAGGCGGAGCAGUUCAAGGGCCUGCGCAAGCUCCUGAUCCUGCACCUGAGGUCCAACUCGCUGAAAACCGUCCCCAUCCGCGUCUUCCAGGACUGCCGCAACCUCGACUUCCUGGAUCUGGGCUACAACCGCCUGCGCAGCUUGUCCCGCAACGCCUUCGCCGGCCUGUUGAAGCUGACGGAGCUCCACUUGGAGCACAACCAGUUUUCUAAGAUCAAUUUUGCCCACUUCCCGCGGCUCUUCAACCUCCGCUCCAUUUACUUGCAGUGGAAUAGGAUCCGCUCCAUCAGCCAGGGCUUGACGUGGACCUGGAGUUCCUUGCACAACUUGGAUUUAUCGGGCAACGACAUCGCAGGGGUAGAGCCCGGCACCUUCCAGUGCCUGCCCAACCUGCAAAAGCUGAACCUGGAUUCCAACAAACUCACCAACAUCUCCCAGGAGACCAUCAACACGUGGAUCUCGCUCAUCUCCAUCACCCUGUCCGGGAAUAUGUGGGAAUGUACUCGAAGCAUUUGCCCCCUGUUUAAUUGGCUUAAGAAUUUCAAGGGGAAUAAGGAGAGCACCAUGAUCUGCGCGGGCCCCAAACACAUCCAGGGCGAGAAGGUGAGCGACGCUGUGGAAACCUAUAACAUCUGCGCCGAAAUCCAGGUGGUGGCUACCGAAAGGUCCUACCAGGCUCCCAAAACCCCCCAGAGACCCGUGUUCAUCCCCAAACCCACCGUUUCCAAACUGGAGAGCCACCAGCCCACACCCGCCGUGCCAAGCCCUUCGGCAGACGUCCCGACGCCCGCGGUGGAGCCGGAGUACGAGCACGUGUCCUUCCACAAGAUCAUCGCGGGGAGCGUGGCCCUCUUCCUCUCCGUGGCCAUGAUCCUGCUGGUCAUCUACGUGUCCUGGAAGCGUUAUCCCGCCAGCAUGAAGCAGCUCCAGCAGCACACGCUCAUGAAGAGGCGCAGGAAAAAGGCCCGGGAGUCGGAGAGGCAAAUGAACUCCCCUUUGCAGGAGUAUUACGUGGACUACAAGCCAACAAACUCUGAGACCAUGGAUGUAUCCGUUAAUGGAUCUGGGCCCUGCACCUACACCAUCUCUGGCUCCAGGGAAUGCGAGGUCCCUCACCACAUGAAGACUUUACCCUACUACAGCUACGACCAGCCCGUGAUCGGCUACUGCCAGGCCCACAAGCCUCUCCACGUCAACAAGGGCUACGAGACGGUGUCGCGGGAGCCGGCGGAGCCCUCCGCCCUGGAGCUGGGCCGGGAGCACAGCUUCAUCGCCACCAUCGCGCGCUCGGCCGCGCCCGCCAUCUACAUCGAGAGAAUACCCAACUAGCCACGGGCCACCGCGGGGGACAGCUGGGCCACGGGACCUUCAGGCCCCGGCGCGAGGGCCGGGCCGGGCAGGGCAGGCGCUCAAAGGAACUCCAGGAUUCUCUUCGCUUUAAACUUUCAGACGAGCUCCUCGGUGUAAAUAUUAAAAGGGGGAGAGAGAGAGAGAGAGAGAGAGAGAGAGGUUGUCGAGUUCUUAUUAAAGAGAACGGCAGCGACGACGGCAGCGACAAAUAGAUUUCGCUCUAGCUACAUAAAGGGAUGGAUUAAGAGUUUUGUUUGUAUAUUUGAUUUUUCUACAUUGCACGGUUCCAGGGAAGGAGAACCACAGGUAAAAAUAAACGGGGUGGGGAGGGCGAGGCUCUGGGGAGGGUCAGCCAUGUUCCCUUAUUAAGUGUUUAUUACAAAGAUCCGUUGACUAUUUUUGUUCUUUUUAAACCAACAAAAGAUAGCUAUAUAUUUUCUUUUUUCCUUUUGGGGGUUGGU